Molecule: messenger RNA, 2072 nt
Organism: Branchiostoma floridae (Florida lancelet)
Lineage: Eukaryota; Metazoa; Chordata; Leptocardii; Amphioxiformes; Branchiostomatidae
Exons: 2
Coding region: 437-1375 (312 amino acids)
Source: RefSeq, a predicted model, not a curated record
CACAGACGGCCAUUCACAACAUUGACGCCGUGAAAGGAAGGCUCGUGCUAGAAUUUUCCUCUCACACGAUUUCUCUUUAUAGUUACCUGGCCCUUUGUACCAACUUUCAGUGCAACACAGAACACUGUUCAGCACAGACAGAAAGUAUCUUCGUAUUCUGACAUUGUUGUUCAUUCAAGCCCAGUCCAGAUUCAAGAAUUUCUAAUUCUAUCCGACAGCUGAGGUAGCCGUAUUUUCAGCGCCAGCGGUGAUAUAAUUGAGACAAUAAUAGUUGUUAUAGCGACUCCCUUUCUUCAGUCAACCGUUCCUUCAGUAGUCUUCUCUUGGACAUUUCGUCGUCUCUACCUUCGCUGAAAACUGAAAGAGAGAAAAGGUAUUUUCUUCCGGGCAACAAGCGAAAAGACAUUUUAUUUCGAGAAGACACUUCAAGAAGAAGAUGGCAGAAUACAACCAUUAUCAUCCCAUGUACGCUGCAGACAUUCGGUCUCUGUUGUCAGGCGGUAGCGACGACCAGCUCCCCUUGGAUGAAGAGAUGACGAGCUGGCCUGAAUGGAGAGCCUACCGUGCCCACCCAGCCCGCAUCAGGAAGCCGGUAGACCCGACCUCCAUCCGCCGGGUGGAGAACGCCAUCUUCCGCAAGUGGUGGCAGGAUCAGCCCGAUCUCGUCCCGAAGGACAGCCGUGGCGAGUCGCCCGAGUCUUUCUCCUCGGGGGGAAGCGAGUGUGACGCCGAGGAUGAAGUGGAGUGUACCGUCAGCGGGUCGGACAUGGGGGACGUCCCUACCGAAUACAGCGUCUCUGGGAUCAGGCGGCACGAAAUGCCGGUUAAAGGAACCUACGUCCACAAGACGAUCCUACCUGGCUUCCACUACAAGGUUCGCGUCCUGAACACCAAGCGCUUCUUGUUCGGCGGCCGCACUCUAAGACUUCAAGAGGUAGGGCGAGGCUACGGCAAACGCAUCACCUUCCAAGGCGAAAAGCUGAACAAGAACAGCAACUACUUCUGGUCCGACUCGCACCCCAACGGUUUUGGCUUCAGCAUCGUAGCCGUCAAUACCAACGACGAGUACACUCUAUGCAGUAUGGACGGUAGGCCAAUCGGGAAAGUACACGUAGGAAGCGUGCCUCUACCACAACGAGAGAUCACCUCCGAAGUAGUGGACGGAAAGGUCGUCAAGAGAAUCCUCGUCACAAUGACCUGCACAGUACAGUACGAAGAAGAACGGCACGGUUUCCGCUCUGUUCUUCAAGAUGAAGACUUUGUCGUGACGGGGAUAGCCUUAGUGGAGAAGGAAAAGGGCUCCCGUCAAGCAAAUCUUAAGACAAUCGAAGAUAUAACACUGCCAAUUAUCGGUAGAUGCUUCUUCUCUAACUGAGACCAAGUAGCAUAUUGUAUCAUGUUGUGCUGCUGUUUCUAUGCAGAAUAUUGUAACUGUACAAACAAAUUGAAAUAUUAAAUAUAUAUGUGUACUUGUAAGAUAUCACGAACUUAAAGAAUGUUGCAGAGUUAAAUGGAAGUUGGUGGUGAAUCAGAAGGUUGGGAAGUGGGGAAAAUCCCCCAAAGAGAAAGAAGACGACCACGGCACGUUCAACGCAAACAAGUAUAGUUACACCAUUGAAGAAGCUCUAUUGAAUGAAGCGAAUGCCUUUAAACUUGCGGUUACACUACUUCUACAUAACACGAUCACCACAAAUGUACAUACCUAUGGUGAAACUACCCGCCAACAUGUACAUAAAACUGUAUCUAAAUAAUAUGGUUUGAAGUAUGUAAAUUUGUUCUUGAGUGCCAACAUCCAGUACUUUGCUUUGAGCUUACGUUCUUUAUUUUCACUGGAUUGAGACAAAAGCAGCGUAGAGGUAGAGUGGAUUCGAUACGGUAGUCUUAUGUUUGUUAAUUUAUUUCUUAGAUUGGGAGCAAAUGCCCAAGUCAGACCAAAGAUGACCAAACAGAGCUCUGAAAAUAUUUAAAUGGACAUGCUAUAAGUUAAGUUUCAUAUUUAUAUGAUUUUGUACGUUGGAUAUUUUGUUACCUUCAAGGUUGAAUGAAAAUAAAGUUUACGACUGCAGAAUAAU